Molecule: messenger RNA, 7768 nt
Organism: Dermacentor andersoni
Lineage: Eukaryota; Metazoa; Arthropoda; Arachnida; Ixodida; Ixodidae
Source: RefSeq, a predicted model, not a curated record
GAGCGAAGUGGUCGUGUAAUCUCUGACGGCACAAACACAGGGUGACCAGUAAGAUGGCACAGAUGAUCAGAGUGCAAUAGAGAACGUACACUCAAAAUUUUGUUAAGGUCAGUGGACAUAAAAAGAUCGCCGGAGUUUUCCUGUAAACAUCAAGCGUUACGUUUGGUACUUCUCGGUUACAUGCACCCACAACCGUAAAUAAAGACCUGCACAGCGAGGCGGACAGUCUCUCGUUGCUCAGAGUAUACGGUGGAAGCCGCCGAAACGCUUCGCGUCCACCGGUUCCCGCAGUACGGGGGACAGGCGCAAUUUUUUUUUUUUUCAAAUUUAGUUUUGUGGUUGUGGUGAAUUCGGGCCCCGCUUAUUAGAUAACAAGCACAAGCGAGCAGCUUCGUCCGUCCGCGGGCUGUCAACCGGUGUGCGCGCUCUCGUGAUAUCACCGCCGCGCCUCGGCCGUACACCAAAACCAGACGCGCGUCUCCCCGCUCGCCCUCCCCCUCACCCCCUCUCCACCUCUGCCGCCGCCUCCCCUCGCGCGAGCACGCAGAAAGUUCCGCGAGACCCGACGGAAAAAGACGAGCCACUUCCAGGACCACUUGUGCCGCGUGUCUCCGAACUGGAUGCAGCAGUGAGUGAGACGACGCGAUCGGGAUCCUUUCGAUACACGCCGCCAAGCAUCCAAUCGGUCCCGCUUUGUGACUAAGGAACACAAUGCAAGGAACGACCAAGAUUUUCCUCAGCCUCAAAGCAUGCAAGAAUGUGUGCACAGGAAGCAAAUUGCCACCAAAUAUUUUGCUGUGCCGAGGACUGCUGACUUCAAGAUCACAUGGGCAGAUUGAAGCUGUUGCCACACAGGUCCUUGAACCCACUGCAGCUGCACUGAAGAAGCAGCCUGCACCAGUGGAACCACCUGAAUGGCCUUACACCGAGCACAUUGUAAAGGUGCACACAUGUGCAAAACUCUACCAGGACUGGAGAAAAUGGAAACCUGGCUAUCAGAAUGCACCUCCUGAAGGUGUUGAAGUGGAACUGGGCUACAUGCACACAGGCUUAGACAGACCAGCUGCCCAGCGUGAGGGCUGCCCCACUGUGCUGCUGCUGCAUGGGGCACCUGGCAGUUAUCGUGACUUCACUCAACUGGUGCCUUUCCUGGACAGUCACGGUGUCACUGUCAUCUCACCCCGGUGGCCCGACUUGCGUCUCAGCUACCGGACAGGAACAUUCUGGCAUUCAGCAGAAGAAAAGACGCAGCUGCUCACGGACUUCCUCAAGGCCAUCAACAUCAGCAAGGUUGACAUGCUGGUGGCUCACAGCAGCGCCAUCUACCCGACCUUAAAUGUCAUGACCAGGCCAGGCAUGCCCCACGUGAAAUCAGUGGCUCUGCUGGCACCAGCAGGACAUCAACUGGUCAGAGCCAUCAGGCCACUACCCCUGAUGCGAGCCUUUGCAGUGCACUACACCAACCCACGGUAUCAAGGCUUCAUGAGACAUUUGGGCAUUGCCAUCAUGAAGUACACGCGAAGUCCUAUCAAGCCUAACAUUGAAGAUGCCAUCAUGUCACUGCAGACCAUGAUCUUUUCUGACUAUGAAGAGGCAGGUGACAAGAUAAAGCAAGUUGCUGACAGUGGCAUACCUUUGCUCAUAGCAUUCAGUGAGAACGAUCGAGCCAUCAACCCACAGGUUAUUUUCAAUAUGGUGGACCUUAUUGGCACACGCAACCAAGAUCUUUGGCUCUAUGACGCUAAUGGCAAAUUGGUCAGAAAAGGGUCAACAUCAGGCCAAAGGAAAGUGAUGCUGUUCAAGAAAGGAGGUCAUUAUCUGUUUCGCCGUCAUCCAGAAGUUGUCAAUUCUGCCGUUAUGGAUCUUCUUCAAAUGGCCCUUGCAUCUAGCAAGUAACUGGUCUUUGACAUGGGGUAAAACGCUCAGCCAAGACAGCAGUUCACGAUAAGUAGUUGAUCUGAGGCAUCAUCCUGAAUUUAUUGAUUCUGCAUUCAGCUACUUUUCUUGUAGCAAUGCAAAUGUAGUUCACUGUACAGCAACACUGUCAGUAACUUUCUCACCAUUUUUUUAUCUCACUUGCCUAACUACUGCUCUGAUUACUUGUGAGCACGCAGCUUUUUCCAACUUUAUUCAAUGACAUGCUCUGGCACUCUUAAAAACUUUGGGAAUUAUGAACUGUGUGUAACAAUCCAUCAUACAGGACAGGUUUUAAAAGUGAACCAGACCUUGGGUAGCCUUGAUGUGUGUGUACGUCAGUAGCUCUGAGAAAACAGUGUGACUUUAGGCACUCAAUAAUGUGACAGUCUCCUACAAGUCUCAGGAAUUCUAACUACUACUCCUGUCACUUCAGAUUUUUCUAAAGCUUUUCUUAACUAUGCUAAGUUAAUAUGUGCAUGAUGCAAAGUAAAGCAUAAAGAAGGAUCACCAUCACCCACAAAUUUGAUAUUUGAGGAAUGCCAAGACAUUGCCAUUUCCAACGCACUUUGUAGAAACAUUUUCCUUCCCUGUACUUGUUCGCUUUUGUGUAGCUUCACUAACACACAUGUCUCAUUGUAGCUUAUGCCAGUUUUGAGUUAAUUGACUGAAUGAUAGGUUCUCCAAUACUCCCAACACACAAGAACCCUCAGAAAGCAUCUGUGUACAUUUUACACAAGUUUUGCAGGGUUUAACAUCUCUAUAAAAGUAUCGGUCCUUAACCAAAGCAAGCUAAAGGACUACUCAAGUGUACAGUGCACCCAGUUUAUACAUGCAUCUUUUUUGUUUUACUGUAUAAAGCAGUUAUAAGGAACAUACCAUAUUUAUUCGAAUAUAGGUUGACCUCUUCUUUCCAGAAAUUUUACCCCAUAAUUGCCUAUUGACCUAUAUACGUGACCAAGAAAUCUCAACCUAUAUUCGUGAUCAAAGCUAGCAAAAGUGCCGAGCUAAUGGAGUUCCAAUGUAGAACAGAGUCGCCGCCAGAGCCGUGAGUGCCAAGGCCACAAACCAAAACAGCCUGCCAUGCAUGUCACUACCAUACGUCGAAGCCGCAGUUGCACAAAACACAAAUACUCUAUUUACUCAAUUUUAACGCACACCGAUUGUAAUGCGCACCCGUACAGUACAGUACUAACUAAAUUAACAAGCAUGGUGUCACAUGCACACAAGCAAACAUGAGCACAUCUCACUCAGCGACUUCGGAAACUCGCUGUCAAAAUGCUGGAGUGAGGAAGUGCGGCAGCAGCUGCCUCUCACUUCAACGCAAACUAUAAGCAGCAAAAAUACAGCGUGCAGUGGACUCUGUCCCCGUCGCAGAUCGCUUUCAAGAUAGGACUGAGACGAUCGUAUUGCUGAAUUGGAUUGUCACAAAUACGUCCUGCUUCGGUCCACUGUGUUGCUUUGCUGGGGAAAACCGUCUCCUUCUGUUUGCGCCAGUCCUGCAUGCAAGUUUCGGAUACUCCGAACACCUGUGAUGUGGCCUGAUUUCCGUCCGUCUCCGCGCACAUGACACUGUCCUUUUACAUGCAGCAUCAUGAUGAACUCGACAAUUCAUGCUAAGAGAGCUGACACAGAAAACGGGAAGACAGACGGUGGACCACAGAGGGAGAAAAGCUUAGUAAAGGCCCCAACCAGUACAGACAGGUUGGAAACAGUGUAGCAGAAGUAACAUGCUGUUUUUUGCAAAGGAGCACUGUGGCUGGUGCCUCAAAUGUCAACGUUGCCAUAGCAACCGUGCUCCUGAAGCUCUUGCUGCUGGUGUCAACCUCUGAAAAGUGAGAUAAGAUUUUUCCACUUGCGUCUUUCUCGCAGCACGUUUUGUUCGCGAGGCAAGCUGACUUUAAAUUGUGGUGUGAAGCUUGAAAAUUGUGUUUUGGGUCUGUGAGUGCGACUGUCAGUCAGCAACAGAGAUACUCAAGUAAUUACGGCGCGGGUCUUUGUCGUCUUCUUCAACGGGCCACGGAAAAGCACAGGAGUGCGUCUGCUUCACUAAACUUGAUACAGAAGUCUCGCAAGCUUUGUUCUGACAUGCAUCAGCAGCACGCACUUCCAGCAGUUCAUAGCAAGAAAAGUUUAAAGCUUGUGCCUAUCUGCUCUCGUGAGCUGAUUGGAGGUGCAAAGGGAGAUGGCAUACCAACGUAGCUGCACUUCCAGCUUCAAAGACAUGACUUCAGGGCCUCUCUUAUUUUGUUUCUUUUUUACACAUGGAGGAAGCACAUGGAGGAAGCUACGGCAGCUAGGGCGGACGAGGCAUCCAUUUUGAAAUGCCCAUGUGGAUAUGGUAAUGCAGAUUUAUUGUCAUGCUCUAUUCUAAUGUGCCAAUUCUAAUGGGUCGACCUAUAUUCGAAUAAUUUUUUUUUAUUUCUCAGAGAGCACAAUAUUAGGGGUCUACCUACAUUUGUGCUCGGCCUAUUUUCGAGUAAGUAGAGUAAUAUCAGAAAAUGAAAAAGAGAAACAUACUCAAGCAGGUGUACCUGUGAUCACAUCAAUAAUAAUGAGAUUUCGGUGUCAAUGUCAAAUUGACAGUUUUUCAGUUGGGCUAGUCUCGUGUGCCGUCUCAGAUUUGUCAAGACGUGGAACCUUGAAAGUUGGUGCGCAUGCACUUCGGUGUGCCUUUCCUUCACCUCACCAGUGUUUGUAUUCAGCUGCAUGUGCCAUCUGGGAGCUUAGCAGAUUUGUAAAUCAAAUGCACAAAAAGAAAAUGAAUCAAAGGUUUGCAAGAACUUGCUAAAGGGACUCAACAAUGCUUUUUCUUCAAAAAUUAGAUUGCACUGGAGUAAGCCUGAUGCCUCUGAAUGAAUAUACUCCCACAGAAAUCUUCUAAAAGGAUGUAACAAUGACAGCAGGUUAAAGAGCACAAUGUUUAUUUCCCCAUUCCACUUCAACACAAUCUUUCUUCUCAGCUAUGGUCAGCAUAUUGCUCCUUACUUUUUCUUCUUUCCAUGGUGCACUCAUGGUAACCCUUCAAGAUUGGUGUCUUAAAAAGAUGCUGGAGAGGGACACAUCUUGGAGGGCUGUAUAUGUGGGCAUGAACUUUCACUCAGGCGUAAGUCGUGGCUAUGAAGAAUUCUCUAAUGGCUGGCAUCUAUGGGCUGUUGUACAGGUCUAUAAUGUCACGGGCAUCCCGUAACAGGAAGGAAGGGGGCUGGAAAGCAAUGGGAGAAAACAAGCAAUCUUUUAUGCGAGAUUGUGGGUUGCCUGUUACGUGCAGUGGAAUAAUAUUUGGCAUGCAUGUCCAUGGCAGCAUUGUCCACAGACAGCGAAUGUUUUCGUGCUCAAAAGGCAUUGCAUUGCCCCUUUAAAGGCCGCUUCAUGGAGAGCUCAUUAACAGUAUGUGCCUUGCGUGUUUUGCUUGCAAAUUACGGCACAUAAAGUGCAGGUCUGCUGCUGCAUCCAUGCAAGCUUUAUGCUAGUUCACCUCUUAGUGUUGUCCUGUAGUUUUCAGUUUUUUAGGUGACCACUGAAGUUCUGUUGGACUAUUCUUAGAGUGCUGGCGCCUUCUCCUCAAGAUCACAUGUGAGACUCCUCAGGAAAUUCUGCUCAGGAAUAACUGCUGUUUGCGUUUAUCGAGUUGAGGUGAAAAAGUGUUGCUGAAUCUAGGUAUUUAAAAAUGAUGUUAUAUCACUUACUGCAGUGUGAGCUUAAGACCUAAUUCCUGUUGAGGUGUCCUAAAAGCGAUAAACGCAUUAACCUCAUUCGUUCACUUUUUAUUUCCUUGUUAAGAUAAUGCUUGGCUUGUGGGCUUUCUUAUAAAAUUUUCUAAGGCAUGCAAAAUUUCUGCUAAUCCUUUCAGUGAAUGUGAGGGUGAUGUUGGUGUUUCUGAUGGGAAAAUUACAUGCAUAUUCUGCAUAUAAAUGCAGAAGGUUCCCGAAACUGUAUUUUGCAUUGAUUUUAUUUGGCAGUAUCACUUUGCGAGUCUCAGAAUGAUUAUUUUAUUCAUUAAUUUCAUUGGGUCCAUUCCUUUACAUUUGUCAUGCAAUGUAUGCAGGCUUAUUUUAACACCAACCAAUCACAGUCUGUGCUGAAGCUGUAGCAAUGUGAGGGGACCUUCCAAGUUUUUGUGUUGAGCACAGUCUUUAGUACAUUCGUUCUGCAUUCCCUCUUCUCAUUAUAUUUUUAGCAUAGCUUUAUUUAUGGUACAGUUUUCUGAUGCAGUGUGCCAAUGCAGUAUGCAUUCAGUAUUAUUUUUCUGUAUUAGUAUUCAGGCAGCACAUUCUUUUUAUUCUCUUUUGCUCAUGCACCCAAUUUCGUAUAAUCAUAAUAGGUCAUAAUUAUCACUGGUGACUCAUUUUACUUUUUCUUUCCUAUGUCCUAUCUUCCUUUUGUUUCUGCUUCACUUUCAUUACACAGUUGGUGAAUUGCUUUCAUUCUGACUAAAGUAAGGGGUAAAACAAUUGGGAGCACCAGUUGCUAUCGCGAGACUUCAGCAGUUUUAGUAAAAGCAUAAUCUUUCUUGGGCCACCCGAAAUAUAUUUAACACUCAGCAUAGUGUAGCGGUUAUAGGAGUGGAGUAUUAAUUGUGGCUCAUCAGGUGUUUGCAUGCUUAGCAGCCAGUGGCUUUGCAGUAACUCAUUUUAAGUAGGCUUUCAGAACUGUGUCAUCUAUUUGAAGUAUUAAUGCACACAGAACUUUAUGGUUUAUGAGUAAUUAAGGUAAGGAGACCAGUACCUAUUCAUUUUCCAUUAAGUUACUGUAAUAUGCUCACGCAGUUAUCAAAUAAUAAGAAAGAGCCAUAGAAGAAUACACUUAUUAAGCCACAUAAUGAACACUCGGACCGUGAGGUCUGUCAGGCACCCGAGUUGGGCAGAAGUUUGCAAGGUGAAGGAAUCAGCAAAACGAGAACAAAGUGAAAAGCCAGGGCUCUGGCUUUCACCUUGUUCUCAUUGUGCUCAUCGUCUUAAGUUUUCAUCUCCCAUUUUCCCAAGGUGAAGGAAGCAUCACCAAAAGAAAAAUUGGCAUCCAUCUGGAGAUAUCGCGAAUGAAGCACAUUGCUAAACCAAAUUUGUUAGCGAAUAGAAUUCUUUGUGUAUUGUGUAGCUGCACGACAACUGUAUGUAUUUGUUCUUGUCUGUCAUUUUGGGUGAUGCAUUUGUAAUUGCUUACAAGAUGUCUGACCUCAGUGCUGUGUGUUAAAUUUCGGUGUAUGUACGCAACCAGAUCUUUAUACAUAUGCAACCAUUGUAUUGCAGUUUCUUUUUGUGUGUGUAUGUUCGUUUCAGUGUACUCAAUGUUUGUCAGGUAUAACCACUUGUUUGCUGAGCAAACAAGUUUGCUUCGUCUGCAGAGAUAUUUAUUGGGCUCUCCUGGUGAGAUGCCCCAUGAAUGACUGUCAUUGAAAUGCUCCUGGUGCCAGAUUCUGUGAGAAGUUAUCGCUGAGUUUCGGACAUGCACCGUAUGAGAAGGCAGCAGACAUAUGCGGUGGACAUAAUCAGCAGAUGUGUGCGGAACAAAAUUUGGAAAUGUGCUGCCCUCUCUUGUCGCUAUCUGUUUCCAUUCAUCCUGCAGAGGAAAGCUCAAUCUGAAUUCUCACAAGGUCUGGUGCCACUGAAACAUUUUGUGUGCUCAGAUAGAUAUACUAAUACAUCUGGUUAAGUUUUAAACACCUGUACUACUACCUGGUGAAAUGAUAUUCACAAGUGAAUGUGGCAGAACCUCUUUUAUAUAGUGAACAAUGUUGAAUUUUAUACAUUUUCCCAGUUACUUUCAUAACACAUUUUUUGUGCAGCCUGUAACAUGGCUUCAAUAUAUAUGGCUUCAUAAUGUUUAAUAAAACUGAUUGGCAGCACUUGUUUCA